UUGAGAAAGAUCUGGCACAACCAACUCCACUCAGAUUCUUUCUACAAAUUACGGGUAAUGAAGGUGGAAUAUGGCAAUCAACUAGUGCAAAUUUUUUCAUCUAACAUAUUCAAGAGACUCGAGAAUCUCAACGAUGUGGUCAUAUGGAAUUGUGAUUCACUAGAAGUGGUCUUCGAUCUCCAAGAGCUGGUUAUAAAUAUAACAAUAACAGAAUCAAUAACGAGUGAAUUGAGAGAUUUGGAUAUUCGAAACCUCCAAAAUUUGAAGUAUGUGUGGAAUAAGGAUCCCCAACAAGCUCUCUCCUUUCCUAACUUGAGUUCAGUUUAUGUUUGGGACUGUCCAAGCCUGAAAAACCUGUUUCCAACUUCCAUUGCUAAAAAUCUUCUCAAACUUAAAACACUUAACUUAGAUGAUUGUGGCUUGAAAGAACUUGUUACAAAGGAGGAAGGAGUGGAAACAAAUCCUAAGUUUGCAUUUCCUCAACUCAAGUGCUUGGACUUGUGGAGAUUAAAUGAGCUAAAUUGGUUCUAUCCUGGAUCUCACACACUAGAAUGUCCAGUUUUAGAAAAGUUGGUCGUCUUUCAUUGUGACAAAUUGGAGACUUUAACCUUUGAACCAGUUGACAGCAACUUGCAAGAAACACAAAUGGAGAACCCGCUUUUCUCAUUUAGAGAGAUCGUCAACAACGUGGAGCAUUUAUCGCUAACAAGAAAGGAUGCAACAUCGAUAUUGCAAGGCCAGUUUCCAGAACACCUCUUUCACAUGCUGAAAGUCAUUCAGAUAAAUUGCUAUCACGAUGAAUCUGCAGUUUUUUCCAUUUGAUCUCCUUGAAAGAUUCCACAGCACGGAAAAACUUCUUGUAGGAUGCAGUCAAUUCAAAGAGUUGUUCCCACA
This is a messenger RNA of Jatropha curcas, 894 nucleotides long. The record is from RefSeq and is a predicted model, not a curated record. NCBI's taxonomy places the organism in Eukaryota, Viridiplantae, Streptophyta, Magnoliopsida, Malpighiales, Euphorbiaceae.